AUGCGGACCAGUACUUUCCAAUAUCAAUGGCCUCGGGCUUUUGCGGCUCUCUCGCGACUUGAACAUCUUGUCGUCUCCGACGUCGUGUUUCGUGCUCCGAGUGGGACUGCGCUUGAUUUGAAAGUCCUCUUCCCUGUUCUGGAAAGCAUUCAAUUGAAGAGGGUCAUGUUCGAAGGGAUUGAUCUUCACCAUCUACUUGAAGCUUGUCUUGCUCUCGAGACACUAUCUCUGGAGAACGUUGUCAGCCAUCCAUUUGACCCUGCAGCCUCUCACCUGCCUUCAGAAAAUUCCACAUAUGCCGCUGUGGAAUCUCAGGCCAUUGACACUCUCGUUUGCUUUUCGGAGGCUGACUUGAACCUCUUGGUUCAGUAUCCCAUAAUUCGUUUGCGCAGGCUGGGUACGAUUCUAUCCAUGAACCCAUUCCUCCAAGACAUCCUCCGUCUUGCGGGGAAUUCACUGGAACAUCUCGUCAUUGAGGACAUAUACAGUUCUCUCUCGCCCCGUAACUUUGCCGUAGACCUUGAUUUCGGGAACAACGAGCAAUUAGAGUCAUUGUAUCUGAUCCGCUCUUCGAAAGUGACGCGAAACAUUGAUUUUCUCGACGUCCUCUCUUCCAUAAGGCCUUAUCACACUAAUUUUAAAGAAGUCCAUCUUACGCUUCAUCGUAAAGGCACAACAUGGACAUCUUACCUCGAUCGCCUUUUAUGA
This is a messenger RNA of Fibroporia radiculosa, 708 nucleotides long. RefSeq lists its product as uncharacterized. Lineage: Eukaryota; Fungi; Basidiomycota; Agaricomycetes; Polyporales; Fibroporiaceae. Bases 1 to 708 code for a protein of 235 amino acids. The record is from RefSeq and is a predicted model, not a curated record. The transcript has a single exon.